AUGGAGAAGAAAUUAAGGAAGAAGAAGUUUAGGAAGGAGAAGAAGUUAAGGAAGAAGAAGUUUUGGAUGGAGAAGAAGUUAUGGAUAAAGAAGAAAGUAUGGAUGGGGAAGAAGUUUGGGAUGGAGAAGAAUCUACUAAUUAAGGAAGCAGAAAAAGUUAAGGAGGAUGGAGAAGAAGUUAGAGAAGGAGAAAAGCAUAAGAAUGAAGAACAAGUUAUGGAAGGAGAAGAAGUUAAGGAUGGAGAAAUAGUUUGGGAUGCGGAAGAAAUGAAGGAAGGAGAAGAGGUUAAGGAAGAAGAAGAAGAAGUUUUGGAUUGA
Molecule: messenger RNA, 318 nt
Organism: Sphenostylis stenocarpa
Lineage: Eukaryota; Viridiplantae; Streptophyta; Magnoliopsida; Fabales; Fabaceae
Source: the annotation of a GenBank genome assembly